Messenger RNA from Ornithorhynchus anatinus (platypus), 3728 nucleotides. RefSeq names its product carboxypeptidase E (gene CPE). The transcript has 14 exons. Bases 1 to 2112 code for a protein of 703 amino acids. The record is from RefSeq and is a predicted model, not a curated record. Gene Ontology annotation, biological process: proteolysis. NCBI's taxonomy places the organism in Eukaryota, Metazoa, Chordata, Mammalia, Monotremata, Ornithorhynchidae. Gene Ontology annotation, molecular function: zinc ion binding; metallocarboxypeptidase activity.
AUGGAAGCCUGUUAUAUGAAGAUGGUCAGGUUAUUGGAGAGUCCCCAAGUGCUGGAAUGGGAAGCUUUAAAAUGCCGGUGUUUUCAUAUUACUCAGAAUACCAAAAAUAGUCGGUGGAGUGUGAGGCGGGGCUGGCCUCAGGCAAGUAGGGAGGAAUCGGACUAUCACCAGCAGCUCCUGCCCGGAGUGGAGGAAGAAGAAUGUUUAACCCCUAAAAAUCGGCGGCUCCAGGAAAACCAAGCGGCCCAUCCCACGGCUGAGGUCCCUGAACGGUUGUUCGACCGCCGCUCCCCUCUGUUCCUUACCCCCAGUCCAUCAGUGUCGGUCACGGGGAAACGGAGGCAGACAGAGAAGGCAGGUAGAAGAGUGGCAUGUUUGGAUGGCCAGUUAACUGUUGUGGAUUUCGAGUUCCCUGGAGAGGCAAAGUGGAGUAAAGAGAGGCUGCGAGAGGUCCAGAGCUUGUCUGAAGCAAAAUCACCCCCCUCCUCGCCCCGUCCCCACCGUAAGAGGCUUCUUUAUUCCCCUAGAGGACCGCGGACUGCAGUGUAUGGCGGAACUACAGCUGCAGUGGUCCCCUUCAGAGGCCAUGCCGCUUUUCAAGUCCAUGAAGUCAAAGUCGCUCCUCAUAAUAACGGGAAGAUCAAACGCCAGAUCGAACACCUAUCCCCUCUUCCCUUUCUCAAUGGGGAAGUGUAUCGGGGUUUAGGAGAACAGAAAACUUCCCCGUCACGAGACGCCGCCAGGCUGGAGUUCCGUCGACUGACCGGGCCGGGGUCCGGGCCGGGGUGGGCGCGGCGGCGGCGGCGGCUGAGCCCGGAGUCGGGCCCGUCGGUGGAGUACCACCGCUACCCCGAGCUGCGGGAGGCGCUGGUGUCGGUGUGGCUGCAAUGCCCGGACAUCGGCAGGAUCUACACCGUCGGCCGCAGCGCCCAGGGCCGGGAGCUCCUCGUCCUCGAGCUGUCCGACCGACCCGGGGAACACGAGCCCGGGGAGCCAGAAUUUAAGUAUAUUGGGAACAUGCACGGCAAUGAGGCUGUCGGCCGAGAACUGCUCAUCUUCCUCGCCCAGUACUUGUGCAACGAAUAUCAGAAAGGAAAUGAGACCAUCGUCAACCUGAUCCACAGCACUCGCAUCCACAUCCUGCCGUCUUUGAAUCCAGAUGGGUUUGAGAAGGCGGCAUCUCAGCCUGGUGAACUCAAGGACUGGUUUGUUGGCCGAAGCAAUGCCCAGGGAAUUGACUUGAACCGAAACUUCCCUGACCUGGACAGGAUCGUGUAUGUGAAUGAGAGACAAGGUGGCCCAAAUAAUCAUCUCCUGAAAAACCUGAAGAAGGUUGUGGACGAGAACCCCAAGCUCGCCCCUGAGACAAAGGCUAUCAUUCACUGGAUUAUGGAUAUCCCCUUCGUCCUCUCAGCCAAUCUGCACGGAGGAGACCUGGUUGCAAAUUAUCCAUACGAUGAAACUCGCAGUGGAAGUGCUCACGAAUACAGUUCCUGCCCAGAUGACGCUAUUUUCCAAAGCUUGGCCCGGGGUUACUCGUCCUUUAACCCGGCCAUGUCGGACCCCAACCGUCCGCCAUGCCGCAAGAAUGACGACGACAGCAGUUUUGUAGAUGGAACCACCAAUGGCGGAGCCUGGUACAGCGUCCCUGGAGGCAUGCAGGACUUCAAUUAUCUCAGCAGCAACUGCUUUGAGAUCACGGUGGAACUCAGCUGUGAAAAAUUCCCACCAGAAGAAACUUUGAAGAGCUACUGGGAGGACAACAAAAACUCACUUGUAAAUUAUAUCGAACAGAUCCAUCGAGGAGUGAAAGGAUUCGUCAGAGAUCUUCAGGGCAAACCUCUCGCCAAUGCUACUAUUUCCGUGGAAGGGAUAGACCACGAUAUUACUUCUGCAAAGGAUGGUGAUUACUGGCGACUGCUUGUACCUGGGAAUUACAAACUCACAGCCUCAGCUCCCGGCUACCUGGCAAUAACCAAAAAAGUGGCUGUCCCCUAUAGCCCUGCAGUUGAGGUGGAUUUCGAAUUGGAGUCCUUUUCUGAAAGAAAGGAAGAGGAGAAGGAAGAAUUGAUGGAAUGGUGGAAGAUGAUGUCAGAAACUUUAAAUUUUUAAGUGAAGGAUCAUUUGAUUUGCUGCUUUUAAUCUAUUAUGUGUUAUCUUAGUAUGAUGUACUGUAGUCAAGCUUCUAUUUUAGACUUUGUGUAGUUCAAAAUAUUUAACUUUAAUUUUACCUUUCCAGUAAUCAUUUGAUAAAUAACCUGCAUUUCUUCCAGAAAUACCAAAUCUCUUAUCAGGUUAAGUGAAAAAGAAAAUAAGAUCUUUAUGACUCAUUUCGUCCUCUCUCACAGUCAGCAUUCUUUAGUAAAAAAAUGCAGAAACAAAUGUGAUGUCAUCAGACCAAGCUGAAAUGUAUACUCCUAUGUUAUUUACAGCCUGGACCUUAUAGGAUAAUUCUGCCUUUUUUUAAAGACUCAGUUAAGUCCAGCUAAUGUAAAUAUUUGGUGAUGUGUAUGACCAGGGUUUGUUCCAUAUCAACUCAUAGAAUGAAUUCAGUUGAGAAGGUACAUAGACUCAGCAUAGUGUUUGGUAAGCAAUAUACUGCAAGAGUUAAAAGGCCUAUCUAAAAUGUUGUUUGUCCCUCGUGCUGGCCAGCUAUCUAAACAUGAGCUUGUUAAUGCAUUUCUUCCAUGGUGGGAAAGUAGAAGUUUCCUAAGCAUUUUUAUGAAAGGAACUAAAAUUGUACUAUUGAGUGAACAUUCCAGAGAUAAUGCAGUUUGGAUCCUCAGCCUGUCAAUGAUACUUCAAGGCUCUGGAUGUUUUCCCUGGCUGUUUCUUGACCUGAAAAAGCAUUCCGAUUGAAUAAAGGACAAAAGAAAUCCACAGGUUGUGUAUUUUUCUAGUCUAUUUUGGGUUUGACCAAUGUAGUUCUGGGAAUAAAGCCCAGGGCUUUAGGCGACAGUGUCAAAGUCAACUUGAGGUGGGCUCAGUCUUUUAGGAGGGGUUGGGGUCAGGUGCUGAAAGGUGGCCAAGUGGAUGGCUAUCGGAGACUUAUCUACAGGCCUCCAUCCACUAAAGUGUCAAAAUGGUUCAGGAAAUUUUCCGAGAGCACAAUCUGUUGGGAGAUUUAGAGAUUUAGAGUUCCAACUAACUCCUGCAAAAUGAUACUUCUUCUGCAGUGAGAGAAAAGCCAAAGAAAUGGAGCAGUGUGAGAGAAUAACCAGAACAGUGAUCCAAUUCUCUUAGAAACUCAGAUUCAAUGGGAAAUUUAGCCCAAAUUUGGGAUUGGUUCCCACCUUGAUUAAACUUAUUUUCUGAAAUGACAAACGUUUUGAAGAGCUGGUUUGGAAGAGCCUAAAUAUCAUUCAGAGAAAUCGGAAUUGGGAUUUGAUUUUCUUUUUUUCUCCUACAAACAGAUCAGAAUGCAGUUCAUUUAAUGAAUUUCUAUUGAACAUAUCAAAUGGCAAAGUUAGCUGAAUAUUUGCUGUAGUUUGAAAAAUGGUCCUAAAUACUCAAAGCACAAUGUUUAGUUCUAGAUUCUCAUGGUGCGUUCAUGUUCUUGGUAAUGUGCUUUCAUGGAAUGACUAAAAUGUUUUGAAAUUGUUUUCCUUUUCUCCUUGUUGAUAACAAUAAGCACGUAUUUGGUUAUCACUUUGAAAUGCAGAAAAUGGAAUUUUGCACUUUGAUCCUUAAUUUGUCAAAUAAACAAAGAUGAACCAAUCAAAGCAGAA